GGUGUCCUCUGUGUCCAGGGGAAGACGGUGGUCCAGGCUGAGAUCGAUGCUGCUGCUGAACUGAUCGACUUCUUCAGGUUUAACGCCAAACACGCCAUUGAACUGCAGAACCAGCAGCCGCUGGACGCUGCUGAGAGCACCAACACCAUGCUGUACCGGGGCCUGGAGGGUUUCGUUGCUGCUGUGGCUCCGUUUAACUUCACUGCGAUCGGAGGAAACUUGGCAGGAACUCCAGCUGUGAUGGGGAACGUGGUUCUGUGGAAGCCCAGUGACACCGCCAUGUCUGCCAGCUACGCCGUCUACAGAGUCCUGAGGGAGUCCGGUCUGCCGCCAAACAUCAUCCAGUUCCUCCCGGCCGACGGUCCGGUUUUUGGAGACGCGGUCACCUCCUCGGAGCACCUGGCCGGCAUCAACUUCACCGGCAGUGUUCCGACCUUCAAGCGUCUGUGGAAGCAGGUCGCCCAGAACGUGGACACCUACAGAACCUUCCCUCGGCUGGCAGGAGAAUGCGGAGGGAAGAACUUCCACUUCGUCCACUCGUCUGCCGACAUCCAGAGCGUCGUCAUGGGAACCAUCCGCUCAGCCUUUGAGUUCGGAGGUCAGAAAUGUUCAGCCUGUUCCAGGAUGUACGUCCCCGACAGCCUGUGGCCCCAGAUCAGACAGAAGAUGGUGGACGUCCUCAGAGAUGUCAGAGUGGGAGACCCGGUGGAGGACUUCGGCACCUUCUUCUCUGCUGUGAUCGACGACAAGUCCUUUGCUCGGAUAAAGAGGUGGCUGGAACACGCCAAGUCUUCUCCAAACCUGACGGUGAUCUCUGGAGGAACCUGUGACGACUCCAAGGGUUACUUUGUGGAACCGACCAUUGUCGAGACCCGAGACCCUCAGGAUGCCAUCAUGAACGAGGAGAUCUUCGGGCCGGUCCUCACUGUCUACGUCUAUCCAGAGAAGGACUACCAGAAGGUUCUGCAGCUGAUCGACAGAACAUCUCCGUACGCUCUGACUGGAGCCGUGUUCGCUAAGGACCAGAAGGUGAUCAGCGAUGCGGCCGAAGCUCUGAGGAACGCUGCAGGAAACUACUACGUCAACGACAAGUCCACCGGCUCCAUCGUGGCCCAGCAGCCGUUUGGAGGCGCAAGAGCUUCAGGCACCAACGACAAACCUGGAGGUCCACAUUAUGUCCUGAGGUGGACAUCUCCUCAGGUGGUGAAGGAGACUCAUGUCCCCCUGACAGAGUGGAAGUACCCCUACAUGGGCUGAGGAGGUCCAGAGGAGGUCCAGAGGAGGUCCAGAGGAGCUCCAGAAGGUUACCCUGACCUGAAGCAGUCCUUCUAUCCUCCAUCCGUCCCUCAGCAGAUGGUUUCUUCUUAGAUUUCUCUGAGACUCUUUGCACUGAACCUGGACGUCCUCCAUGAUCAGAUCUAAACAUCUAAACACUGGUUCCAUCCAUCACUGACUAAAGGUCUAUCGCUGCUGUUCUCACACAAAGUGCUGCUGUUCAAAUAGAAAUAGUUUAAUUAUUAAUCUGCUAUCGAUCAAUCAGUGAUAGCUGAUCAAUGAUUUAGAUGAUUUCUGUUUUUAUUCUGUCUUCCAUCAGAACAAUCAGGAGCGCUGAUUUUAAAAUUCAUUAAUGAAAAGCCGCCACAUUCAUCAAUAAUUCAUCAGAAGCCAGGUCCUGUCCUCUGACUGUUCAGGAAUCAAUAAUCUGUCGUGUUUCUGAUCAGUUAAUUGAUUUCCAGAUGAAUGAAUCAGAUUAAUGGUAGCUGGAGUAAAAUCCUGAUUUUAUUUGUUCCAGACGAAGAAUUUAAAACUUUAGCCUGAACUGAUGAAGAGUUUCGUUCCUGAAUCUGUCCUGAUCCAAAGUUGAUCUAACGUUGAUCUACGUUGAUCUAAUGUUAGUCCAACGUUCUUGUCGUGUCUCCUAGUUUUCUGGCAGCAGUUUGUAGGUUUUUGAAUGUUUCAGGUGAUGUAAUAUAUUUUCAGACCGCUCCUGCCUUAGUAACUGUAAAUUCUGAUCAAUAAUUUUUGACAAUAAAUAUUAAAUUAUUAAAAUCUAA
Molecule: messenger RNA, 2054 nt
Organism: Acanthochromis polyacanthus (spiny chromis)
Lineage: Eukaryota; Metazoa; Chordata; Actinopteri; Pomacentridae
Product: delta-1-pyrroline-5-carboxylate dehydrogenase, mitochondrial
Exons: 11
Coding region: 148-1257 (369 amino acids)
Molecular function (GO): L-glutamate gamma-semialdehyde dehydrogenase (NAD+) activity
Source: RefSeq, a predicted model, not a curated record